Molecule: messenger RNA, 1494 nt
Organism: Morone saxatilis (striped sea-bass)
Lineage: Eukaryota; Metazoa; Chordata; Actinopteri; Moronidae
Gene: prf1.3
Product: perforin 1.3
Source: RefSeq, a predicted model, not a curated record
AUGUGUGACAUUAACGUGAGGGAGGAGGAGGAGGAGGAGGAAGAGGAGCCAGGCGGCGUCAGGAAAACAACGUGUUCCACGAUGCUCUCCUCCUCCCCUCUCUUCCUCCUCCUCCUCCUCUUCCUCCCUCGGUCUCUUGGUUGUCAGACCAGCUCCUUCACUGAGUGCCAGCAGGUCCCGUUCGUGCCGGGGCACAACCUGGCCGGUGAGGGCUUCGACGUGGUAAAGAUGCAGACCAGUGGAGCCAGCGUGGUCGACGUCAAGAACUUCAUGGUGGGAGGAGCCCAGGGGAACUGCACCGUGUGCCUGAACCGCCUCCUCAACCAGACCCAGAAACUCCCGGUGUCAGUCGUGGACUGGAGGAUCAAGGUCGAUGCCGGGCGCAGCCUGGAGCAGAACGAGAUCUUCGAGUCCAGUCGCAGUCCUGCAAGCCAACAUCUCGGCCGGCCACUGAGCAAGUUUCCGUCACCCACCGUAAGCAACGUCUUCUGGUCCGAGCGCAGCGCAGUCACAAAGGGGGGUCAAAUCAGUGCGGCCUCCGGCUUCUGCCACGCCAAGAGAAAGCUAAAAUCGGAGCUUACAUUCAGCCAAGGCCCUUCUCCCGACCGACCACCGGAGGUGACAGACAACCCUGUCCUAAAGUCCAGCCUACGUAAUGCCAUCAGCGACUACAUCCGCAAAAGUGCCAAGCCGCUCCGAUGCCCGGCCAGCUGCAAGAUCGGCCACCAGAACCAGAACUGUGCCUGUCAGUGUCGAGGACACCGCAUGGUCAGCUCCAACUGCUGCCCUGCUGAGCCCGGCGUGGCCCGGAUGAACGUGACGGUGAUCCGAGCUGUGGGGCUGUGGGGAGACUACUUGUCCAAGACGGAUGGAUACGUUAAGGUCUUUUACGGUACACAAGGAGCCACGACACCGGUGAUAUGGAACAACGACUUCCCCUCCUGGAACUACCUCAUUCGCUUUGAAACCGUCAACCUCCGUUACAGAAAACCGAUCCGUUUCGAGGUUUGGGACCGGGACAACCGCUGGAACGAUGACCUGCUGGGGAGAGUGAACCUCAUCCCCACAAUGGGCCGCAACAUCAACAAGAAGUUCAAGUUGAACCACGGCUCGCUGUAUGUCCGGAUGUCUGCAGUGUGCGCUCCCAGUCUGCAGGGGUCGCUGUGCGAGCAGUACGCCGCCUCACCCAACUACGAGGACGUGAUGGGAUACAUGAAGGAGGACCGGGAGGACCAUUGGGGUUCAGGGAAGUCGAGUCUUACGGCUAAUGGGGCUCAAGGUGGCUCCAUCCUUUGAAUUCUCUCUUUACGCUGUUUUAGUCGAUUUGCUGUCGAUGUUUGAGGAGUUAAGAAAGUUCUCCUGCUAGCUCUCCUCUCAAUACUCCUUCACGCUUGUUAGCAUUACGCUGUCCUAACGUCAGUAAGCCCGACUCUUAGUGAACAUUAAGGUGUAAACUGCAAUGUGGAUUAAUGUGCAUUGUCCCAGGUAGGCAGG